Pseudophryne corroboree (corroboree frog) is the source of this 1821-nucleotide messenger RNA. RefSeq names its product oocyte zinc finger protein XlCOF7.1-like. NCBI's taxonomy places the organism in Eukaryota, Metazoa, Chordata, Amphibia, Anura, Myobatrachidae. The annotation marks the transcript as partial. The record is from RefSeq and is a predicted model, not a curated record. The transcript has 2 exons.
AUGAGAAGUCACACAGGUGAGAAGCCAUUUUCUUGCUCUGAGUGUGGUAAAUCUUAUUUAACUAAAUCACAUCUUGUUAGACAUAACAGAAGUCACACAGGUGAGAAGUCAUUUUCUUGCUCUGAGUGUGGGAAAUGUUUUACACAGAAUUCAAGUCUUGUUAAUCAUCACGGAAGUCACACAGGUGCGAAGCCAUUUUCUUGCUCUGAGUUCGGGAAAUGUGUUACACAAAAAUCACAACUUACAUUUCCAUGUUCUGAGUGUGGGAAAUGUUUUGCACACAAAUCAGUUCUUAUUAGACAUCAGAGAAGUCACACAGGUGAGAAGCCAUUUUCUUGCUCUGAGUGUGGGAAAUGUUUUACAUACAAAUCACAACUUGUUUUACAUCAGAGAAGUCACACAGGUGAGAAGCUAUUUUCUUGCUCUGAGUGUGGGAAAUGUUUUACAUACAAAUCACAACUUGUUAUACAUCAGAGAAGUCACACAGGUGAGAAGCCAUUUUCUUGCUCUGAGUGUGGGAAAUGUUUUACAUACAAAUCACAACUUGUUUCCCAUCAGCAAAGUCACACAGGUGAGAAGGCAUUUCCAUGUUCUGAGUGUGGGAAAUGUUUUGCACACAAAUCAGAUCUUGUUAGACAUCAUAGAAGUCACACAGGUGAGAAGCCAUUUUCUUGCUCUGAGUGUGGGAAAUGUUUUACAUACAAAUCACAACUUGUUACCCAUCAGCAAAGUCACACAGGUGAGAAGGCAUUUCCAUGUUCUGAGUGUGGGAAAUUUUUUGCACACAAAUCAAUUCUUGUUAGACAUCAGCGAAGUCACACAGGUGAGAAGCCAUUUCCAUGUUCUGAGUGUGGGAAAUGUUUUGUAAGUAAAUCACAACUUGUUACACAUCUGCGCAGUCACACAGGUGAGAAGCCAUUUCCAUGUUCUGAGUGUGGGAAAUGUUUUGUAAGUAAAUCACAACUUGUUACCCAUCACCAAAGUCACACAGGUGAGAAGGCAUUUCCAUGUUCUGAGUGUGGGAAAUGUUUUGCACACAAAUCAUUUCUUGUUAGACAUCAGCGAAGUCACACAGGUGAGAAGCCAUUUCCAUGUUCUGAGUGUGGGAAAUGUUUUGUAAGUAAAUCACAACUUGUUCCACAUCUGAGCAGUCACACAGGUGAGAAGCCUUUUCCAUGUUCUGAGUGUGGGAAAUGUUUUACAUACAAAUCGCAACUUGUUUCCCAUCAGCAAAGUCACACAGGUGAGAAGGCAUUUCCAUGUUCUGAGUGUGGGAAAUGUUUUGCACACAAAUCAGAUCUUGUUAGACAUCAUAGAAGUCACACAGGUGAGAAGCCAUUUUCUUGCUCUGAGUGUGGGAAAUGUUUUACAUACAAAUCACAACUUGUUACCCAUCAGCAAAGUCACACAGGUGAGAAGCCAUUUCCAUGUUCUGAGUGUGGGAAAUGUUUUACAUACAAAUCACAACUUGUUAUACAUCAGAGAAGUCACACAGGUGAGAAGCCAUUUUCUUGCUCUGAGUGUGGGAAAUGUUUUACACGGAAAUCACAACUUGUUUCCCAUCAGCAAAGUCACACAGGUGAGAAGACAUUUCCAUGUUCUGAGUGUGGGAAAUGUUUUGCACACAAAUCAGUUCUUGUUAGACAUCAGAGAAGUCACACAGGUGAGAAGCCAUUUUCUUGCUCUGAGUGUGGGAAAUGUUUUACAUACAAAUCACAACUUGUUUUACAUCAGAGAAGUCACACAGGUGAGAAGCUAUUUUCUUGCUCUGAGUGUGGGAAAUGUUUUACAUACAAAUCACAACUUGUUUCCCAUCAGCAA